AAGUAGCUCUCUGCUUUCUAAAGUGCAAAAAUCCGGAAUAAACGCGUGAUAGAGGGGCGGACAAUUUUCUCGAGUGUGGCACCAAGAGCUGGAACCACUGCCCGCAACAAGUGGUCACUGUAUUUCAUAGGACCCAUCUGCAACUAUUGGAAGCGGUUAGUGGGUAGAGAGGGUGAGGAAAGAGGCGAGCUGAAAGUGGCUGAGCGGCCCCGUCACUCCUGCCUGGCCAGGCUGCAUGACAGCUGGGUGCCUGCGCCUCGUUCCCCGGACGAGUGGCUGCAGAAGUUUUGCCUACCUUUCCCAACUUCGUGGCAGCACUUGGGGUAAUGAUAGAAGGAAACAGUAAUGCCAUAUUUGGAUCGAAAAAAUCGUACUUGUGGGUUCCUGGACAUUGAGGAAAAUGAAAGCAGCUGCAAAUUUUUGCGACGCUAUUUCAUCCUGGAUACAGAUAACAAUUAUUUGCUAUGGUACAUGGAUAAUCCUCAGAACCUCCCACAUGGCACGCAUCCAGUGGGGACUUUACAGCUGACCUACAUCUCUAAGGUUAGUGAAGCUACCUCGAAACAGAAACCGAAAGCUAACUUUUGCUUUGUCAUCAAUGCCCUUUCGAGGCGCUAUUUUCUGCAAGCCAGUGAUGCCAAGGAUCUCCAGGACUGGGUUGAUGCAUUAAACAGAGCCACAAAAAUCACGGUGCCAAAAGGUGGCAGCUUACCAACAACUAAAGAAAUUAAGAAAUCCACGGCAGAGACACAAACCAAGCAACAGCAGAUUGCCUACAAAACAGAAAUCAUUGGAGGUGUUGUUAUUCACACGCCUAUCAAUCAGAAUGGUGGAGAAGGCCAAGAGUGUGGCGAGACAGUUGGUCACAGCAGUCUGAAGCGUUCUCAAAGCCACUUUCCUAUCUUAGCCCCAGCUGGACCACAGUUGCUGAAGAGUGGCUUUUGUGUUAAACAAGGAGGUGUGAGGAAGAGUUGGAAACGUCGCUACUUUGCAUUAAGUGAAAGUUCAGUUAGUUACUACAAAUCAGAAACGGACAAAGAACCUUUACGCACGAUACCUUUGAAGGACGUACAGAAAGUGUGUGAAUGUCUAGUCAAGUCUGGGGAUCUGCUAAUGCGAGACAAUCUGUUUGAAAUUGUUACAGUUCCCAGGACUUACUAUAUUCAGGCUGAUAGUCCAGAGGAUAUGUACAGCUGGAUCAAGACAAUUUCAAGUGCAAUCUCCUUUAAGGGCCAAGGCAAAGAGAGUUCUAUCAACAGAACUACUUCAAUGCCUAACAGUGGAUCCCUGACACCCUCUGGGUCCUCAAAAGCACUUUCUGUGAAUCCUCGAUCAUCAGCAGAGGAGAAGAGACCACUCAGCAAGUCCUUUUCUGUGGCUCCGUCUUGGCAGCCAUGGACCCCUGUGACUCAUUCAGAAGAGAAGCAGCUGCCUAGUGUUGAAGAAGCCCCAGCCGCAUCAAAGGGUCCUUUGUUUUCCAUUAGCUCAAUAAAACUAAAAAGUGAUGUACAAGAUGAGUUGGAUAUACAAGGCAAGCGUAGACGCCACAGGUCCCAACCACAGCAGUACCGAGAGAAGGAAUUUCCUUUUAAUCUGGAUGAUGAGAAUAUACGAACCACGGAUGUAUAGUCUUUUGUCCAUCAGCCUACAAGACUGGGAAGGAUGGAGACAAGCUUUUUGUGUUCUGUGCGUAUUCACUGUACUAAAAACUUUGCUAGUCCUAGUGACUGGAUGAACUUAAAGUCAAAAAUAGGGCUUAUGUUAUCCUUUCACUGCAAGUUCAGGUUAUCACUGCAUUUCACAUUCCAGAGCACUGAUGCGACCAAGAAUAGUAGGUAGUAGAGUUCUGGAGGUCACAUUACACUUUUUGCUAAAUGAAGAUCUCAAAACCAUAGGAUUGGUUACUUGUUAAGUAUAUUUAAGAAAAGUGUUUAACCGGGCCUAAAAAAACACAACAUGUGCAGAGUUUUGAAAAAAUGUUUCUGCAUUUCCUACAAUGGGAAAAUUCCAUUUUUUUUUUUUUGACUGAAGCUUGUAUAUGCAUUGGAACAGCAUACAUGUUGGCUGCUUUUCGGUUGAUUCAUAAAACAAAUGCAUCCCAAGGAGGUUAACAUGGGCAUUAGCACAAUUACUUUUAAAAUGACCAUUUAAUGAUAAAAUAAUUAAAUUAAUUUGAAUGUGUACAUAACCUUGAUAAAUUUGAUUGCUGUAGUUAUAUGAUCAGAAAUCAUUGUAGUGCAAGCAGCUGUCCUACAUUUUCAGUUAAUUUCUGAGACCAUGACUAUAAACAUGGAAAGCAGUAAUUUAGAUGCCAAUUUACUGUACAAGGGGAUUCAGUCAGAGGAAGACCUAAGGUGAAACAGUAAACACAUGAGGAAAGAGUGAAUUAGAGGAUCUACAGUGCAUUCUAUAUCUUCUGGGUAUUUUGUUUGUAAUUACACUUUGUACCAUCGAUCAUUCACAAUAUUCAGGUCACGCUGACCCUUUAUUUUCUAAUCCAUGGAGCAGUACUUUAUCUGGGCUGUGUAUAACCUAAAACACAGCAGCAUUCAGAGUGAAAUGUUUUUCUUUCUGUGAACUAUUUUAUUUCACUGCAUGGCUGUUUACAUGUAACUACCAUGUUAUUUCACUAAAAGAGUUUGCUGCCUGUAGCAGUCAUUGACUGCCAUGUGUUUUAGAUUGUCUGCUGAAUUGUGCAAAGGUGAAGAUGGUUGCUUCAGGAGGCCAGAUGGUUUCAUGUAUAUUGUCAGGAGAUUCUUCCUAGCCAGUGGAAACUACUCCUUCUCUCAUAUUUUGAGAUGGGGUAAUAUGAAAACAUACUGUAGUAAGUGUGUUCUAAGAUAAGGACCCAGUGAUUUCCCCAAUUAUUUUUAUUAUGUGAUUCUCAAUAACAUAUGAAAAUGUGCCGUUUUUAGUGCAAGAAACUGUAAUCAGGACUGUUCUUGCAGGUAUUAAUUGUGAUUGAUGUUCUUCGUGUUUCACUGUUGCAGUCAUCACAUUUGGGUUAUCUGCUUGCAGUAACC
Protopterus annectens (West African lungfish) is the source of this 3023-nucleotide messenger RNA. RefSeq names its product pleckstrin homology domain containing A2 (gene PLEKHA2). Gene Ontology annotation, molecular function: PDZ domain binding. Bases 346 to 1629 code for a protein of 427 amino acids. The transcript has 12 exons. NCBI's taxonomy places the organism in Eukaryota, Metazoa, Chordata, Ceratodontiformes, Protopteridae. The record is from RefSeq and is a predicted model, not a curated record. Gene Ontology annotation, cellular component: cytoplasm; membrane.